AUGUAUCAAACAAGAGAAAAGUAUUCUUACGUACCUCAAAGGAACAAGGCGUCAAUCUUGUCGAGCGGAGGGAUAUCAGAGACAUACGACAUUAAUGGAAACAAUAUGUACGAUGAAAUGUCGAACCAAUCAGCUGAUGAUCUUUACAGACCCUAUGAUUUCAGUGGGACUCAAGGCGAGAACGGGAUCUACCAAGAAGUCGGAAACCCCUUGGAGUACGAGUUCAACCCAAAGCACUUCUACUGGCUCUUCAAUCCUUAGAUUAAGUUCAAUAAGCGCAAGACCUUUUGCGUCGAAGAUGACCUGAACCCCAAGGAUUUCAUGAUGAUGAGACAGCUGAACCGCAAGAGUCUAACUGCUUUUCUAAUAAAGGCCUAAACAGAAAAGACUCUCCUUCUCAAUCAAAGCCCUGAAAACGGUGGUCAGAUGGGAUCGAACUGCAAGAGCAAUCUUUAAAACGAGACUGACGAGUAUAUGUCUACUGAUGAUCACGGAACAGUUAACUCGCCCCCAGUCAGACAGAUCAUUAUUACUGAUGAGGAUGCGACAAUUGAGGAUGUGGCGAGUGGGUGCAAUCUAAAUGAGGUUUGGGAAGACGAGAGAAUUGACUAAGAAGCCAAACUCCUACUGAAAGAGCGAAGACUGGGCUAGAUUAUCCCAAGUGACGCAGUAGCUCACCUUGAGUUCUUUUAUAAUACUCUACUUAUGAGUUACAACACGGAGAAUCCCUUCAAAAAUCCAGAGGAGUUCCCAGCUCUGCUGUACUCUAACCAGAGUGAGACUCCAGACAAUUUAUUCGAGAUUCACAGGAGGAUAAUAACUCCAGGCGAGCCUACUCCAGACUCAAACAUGGACGAUGAACUCAAAAGUGUAUCCUCACUUGGCAAGAGAUAUGACUGGUACCCCAACAGACUGAUUGAGUCUCCACUGAGCACCUACACUCAAAGCCCCAGUCCUAAAAAGUUCAACAUUCAAGACCGAAGAUCAUCGUAGCAAUUUUCCCUGUAGAUUAAGUCAUUUGACAUCCCAUCACACAAUCCUUCCCCAGUCAAAGCUAUGAGAGGGUCUUAGGGCUAGGGAAUCAGAAGAUUCACUUAAGCAGUGCUUAACCCGAUUCAUGAGAGAUUCAUAGAGCAAGAUGAAAAUUGA
This is a messenger RNA of Stylonychia lemnae, 1149 nucleotides long. Lineage: Eukaryota; Ciliophora; Spirotrichea; Sporadotrichida; Oxytrichidae. The record is from the annotation of a GenBank genome assembly.